This is a messenger RNA of Stereum hirsutum FP-91666 SS1, 2927 nucleotides long. Its product is annotated as Golgi apparatus membrane protein TVP38. NCBI's taxonomy places the organism in Eukaryota, Fungi, Basidiomycota, Agaricomycetes, Russulales, Stereaceae. The transcript is spliced from 10 exons. Gene Ontology annotation, biological process: vesicle-mediated transport; mitotic spindle elongation. Bases 1 to 894 code for a protein of 297 amino acids. Gene Ontology annotation, cellular component: Golgi membrane. The record is from RefSeq and is a predicted model, not a curated record.
AUGGGACCUCAAGCAGAACAUGGAGCUGUCAGACGAGCAGCCAUUGCGGUGAAGUAUUACGCCACACUAACCCUUCAACGAUAUAGGAAAUUGCACAUCUAUGGCAAAGUCGCCGUUAUAGCUCUGAUUCUCUUCUAUAUUGUCCUCAUAACGACUAUACUUGUCGUAACUCCUGCUCGUAUCGCACAAGCUCUGUAUGAUGUCGCCCAGGACUUUAGCAACAAGCCGUACGGAUGGAUUUUGCUGAUGGGCCUCGUCGUUCUGCUCUCAUUCCCUCCCGUGAUCGGUCACACGACAUCUCUCUAUGUUUGCGGCUUUGCAUAUGGGUUGAAGGGCUUUCCGGUCGCUCUCGCCGGCUCUAUACUGGGCUCUACGCUUGCAUUUGUGACUCUACGUCUUCUCUUCAGUAGGCGACUACGCGCAUGGUCAUCUAAGAACGAGAGGUGGCAAGCUCUCGAGGCCGUAGUUAAUGCCAAGGGCCUUCCUCUCGUUAUACUCAUCCGAGCUUCGUCGUUCCCGCCGUGGGUGUACUCAAACAUGUUGUUUGCAUCCAUCGAAGCCGUAUCUGUAUGGCAAUUUAUAGUCGCCACAGUCUGCAUAUUCCCUAGGUUUCUGCUAUAUGUUUUCAUUGGAUCUCGCACGGCUGUAUUGUCGGAUGGAGAACAACGAGAGAAGAUGGAUACGCCCACGAAGAUCUUGAACGGUUUCUUAAUAGGUGGUGGUAUCUCAAUUAGUAUUCUAGCUAGCUGGGUGGUGUACAAUGCUAUGCAAAAACAACUCCGAGCAUUCUCACCUGAGAUUGACGAGCUAGCGGAAGAGGCGUUAGAAGAAGCUAACGAAGGUGCUCCACUCCUAGAUAAUUUCGAUACAGAUUCUCGCGACGCGGAGGUUUAAGAGCUCGUUGUCGCAGCGGGAUCAUUGCUCGAGGUAGACAGUGGAGAGCGAGGGGCAAGAGUGUAUAGGAAUGGAUUUUCUCGGUUCAGUUUAGUCACUUCAGAUACGCAGGGCAACAUACGCAAUUUUCGUCCACGGAUAGUCUGUUCUCUAAUAUUCUAGUCUCGUUCUAAUGGUACACACAACAACCCACCGGCAAACCCCUUGACCGAAGUCAAGAAGUCCAACAAACAAAUUGUGCGGGAAAUCUGCGGUGAAUGUCGACUAAUCCAGGAUGAGGCGCAUGCGUGCCCACUCCUCAGACCCCAAUUCUCCGAGGUGGCGGAGUCGAAGGCGUUGUCUGUACCUGGAGUUAUUGCAGCAGUCACGAGCCCGACAAUGAUCGCCCAGAUUCCGCACAACGACACUACACACCGUCAUCCUCGCCAGAUCCAGGACGUCCUUCUCCUCCACCAUUGCACAAUGUAUCACCGUAACCUCCUCGAUCGGCACGGGAACUGGGGCGACAUCAGGUGGCCCUCGACUAUUGUCGUCCGAUUUACAUAGGCGUGAAGUAACCAGAUCAACCAAUACCCGUCCAGAGAGCUGCUCGCACCACCUUAGAUCGAGCCUCCUCAACUUCGGACAGAGUCCGGCGGAUUCGUCCGACCCGUUACCAGCGCCCUUCAAGACCUCGAACACCUCGUCCGGCACCUCUGUCUCGUGCAACCUCAACUCUUCCAAACCAGGCAACGCUCUGAAACAUGACACGAAAGCAUCCUGCGGCAAGUCGAUAUCAUGUAAUGCCAACAACUUGAGCGGAGGCGUGACACGCUCAACGAAGUCGCGUAGAGAACCGCCUGUGACUUCAUGGGGAUAGUUGAGUGGCACUUCGCUAGACCAGAGAUAGAGAUCCCGCAGUGAAGGGGUGGAGAGAUGUUGCAGGAUGAGGUUGUAGUCCGGAAAGCCGUUUAUGGUGAGAGUACGUAUAUGCGGGAGGGUGGCCACAAAUGGCUCUGUCGGCGGGGCCGAGGUUAAGUCAGGGAAGGUGAUGAAGGCCUCGAACGAAGGUGGAACCACUAGGGUGAGGACUUCAAGGGAGGAGAGUUGUUCCAAGGAGGUAAGGAGGUCAAGAAGUCUCAUGGCCUGGUUCGGCAAGGGCGCGAGUUCUAAGCGGAGUUCUACCACGUUCGUUGGGAGCGUAACGGGGAGUUUGUUGAACGUGAUACCGAUGGUACGAAGGUUCGGCGCGGGCUGGAAAGCUUCAACCAGUUCAGCGAAAUCUUCCUCCUCCUCUAUCCCAGCUGCAAACGAUGCGAUCGAUACUUCCCGCAGUUGCGGUGCAGAAAUUCCAUUACAGAGCGAGAGUAUACCGGCGGCUUGUUGCACAAAUUUGGCGUUGAGAGUGAAGCUGUGCCAGCGGCCGACGUGGUCUAGCGCGUGCCGGACAGCAAGGUGGAGCUGAGUAUCACUUGAACGAGCAUCGACAGUAAUAUGAAGAGGUGAUUGUCCGGCGCGGGAUAUCCAAAGAUCAGUGCGUCGGAGUGGGUCUAAACUGUCACUCGAACAGUGGACGUGAGACCAUACCCUGGGAUAAGCCAGGGCAGCCCUUCGCCAUGAUGAACAAACAGCAGCGCAUACAAGAGGGGCCCUGUUCCACCCAUCAGCUGCGCAAAGCUCGAAUAUGUGGGCGAGAAUUUCGUCUGGAGCACGUCUUGCCAGUGUCAAAAUUCCUCGACAGCGCGAUAUUAUGUCCUCGUGUUUCUGUUUCUCCCUACGUAUAGCAUUAGCCUCUCGUGAAAGGUUAGAGAGUAUCUUGUCGAGUCCUGAGAUUGCUUGGCCAUGUCUAUGGAUCUCGUUGAGCACGGUCUGUAUGUCCGCCUGGGAGAGGUCCUUUCGAGAUGAAAGAACACGCAAGAUAGGAUCGGAGUUUAGUGGAACAAUACUGGUGGGGUCUUCAUGUAUGUCAGAAAUACCCUGUCCUUGUGGGCCAUCUGUCAAAUCCUCGGCAUUGUCCACGCUCGUUCUCGAAAGUCCUAAAGCCCUGCAGAUGC